AUGGAUUAAUAAUCAAAUUAAAAUUCCAACCUAAAAAUUUUCACACUUAAGAUUUAAUAAACCCCUUUACAGGAUAAAGACUUACGAUCAAAAAUUAUAAAAGAAUAUGUUACUUCAACUACAGCCUCAACUUAUUUUACUUAAAACAAUUUAAUGAAAUAGAAUAGUAAAUUGUUUUAAAUAUCUAAAAACAGCUUUUUUGAUGCUUUUUAUGCUGCCUACCUCUUGCAUGGAGAUGUAAUGAUUUCAGCUAAUGAUAUAUGGCUUACUAUCUGCCAUAAAUUCGCAAAAGAAGUCAAUUCAAAUCCUGAAAAAUAUAGAGAUCUUUUUGUAUUUCAUGAAGGAAAGAAAGUGUUAACUAUUGAAGUUAAUGGGUUAUCCUAAGAUUGGUAAAACUUUCCUUGCUAAAAUAAUAGAUGGGACACAGCGAUGGAGUUAUUUAACACUGAAAUAUCCAAAAACACUAAAGGAGAUAUAGCUUAAUUAAUUAAAAAUGAUUUCUCUUCUACUAAUUGGAUAGAAAAAGCUUCUUCUAAUAUAUGUUUAAUGUCUUCAAUGCAAAAUUAUUUUGAAUACACAAUAUUAAGAGGUGGAUGCGGCAUAUAAAAUGUUCAUUUUGUUGGCGGUAUUAAGGAUUUUGAGCAUUUAGCAGGAAAGAUUUCUACUUUGAAAGAAAAUUAUUACUUAAAUAUAUACUUUACAAAUUACUUAUCUAAUGUAUUAAUAAUUGUUAAUACCUUCAUUAGCUAAAUGAAAAAUCCUAAUUAGCCAGAUAUUGUUUAGUUCUGGAAUACUAUCUUUGAAGAAACAAGUGUGCCAAGGUUUGUAGGUUCUGGGAUAUCUGGUGAAUAGACAUCUUUUAAAGGAUGGUUCAGACACUUCUUUAAUUCUGAUUAAAUUUUAUUAGAGAAAGUGCCAUAAUUUGCUUCUAAAACCCCUGUGAAAGCAGUUGAUUUACUUGAAAAAAAGAAUUAUAACCUAACAUUUAUCACUAAUAUGGAAGGUAUAGAAGAAAUAGAACCUAAUAUUUUCCGUCCAAACAUAAAUAUUAAUGUCUUAGAUGAUUUAGAUGCUGAUUAAACUAAAACAAAAAUUAAAAAAUAUUGA
Tetrahymena thermophila SB210 is the source of this 1107-nucleotide messenger RNA. RefSeq lists its product as hypothetical. The transcript has a single exon. The record is from RefSeq and is a predicted model, not a curated record. NCBI's taxonomy places the organism in Eukaryota, Ciliophora, Oligohymenophorea, Hymenostomatida, Tetrahymenidae.